GUCGUUGGGCUUAGUCCCUGGGACGUUGAGGCGAGGCCCACUUGCCUUAUUGCUGGCGCGGGAGUGUAUCGCACUAGAGGCGGUGAAACCUGUGUCACUGAAGCCUGUUGGCUUCGUUCUGCAAAAGAGAUUUACAAUGUGGUUGGGGGGGGGCACGGUGCCCUUCGGCAUCAGGCCUCGGAAGGCCAGUUUGCCACCUGUGACUCAUUCCGGCCCCAGGUACCACAUCGAGAGUCAAGAUCUUAGAAAAAUCCACAAAGCUGCGAUCACGGGGAAUGUAAAAAAAGUGGAGCGGGUACUGUAUUUUGGUUUAAACGGCUCAAAUGAAAGGGACAAGAGGAACAGGACUGCUCUCCACUUGGCCUGUUCCUGUGGCCAUGUAGGUGUGGUGUCUCUCCUGGUAGACCGGAAAUGCCAGCUCAACCUCCGUGAUGAUGAAAACAGGACACCUCUAAUGAAGGCUGUACAAUGCCAAGAAGAGGAAUGUGCAACUAUUCUGCUCAAACACGGUAGUGAUACAAGUAUUACGGACAACGAGGGCAACACCGCUCUCCAUUAUGCGGUCUCUGAAGAGAACGUCUCCAUAGCAAAGAAGCUGGUUUUACACAAAGCAGAUAUAGAGGCCAAAAACAAGGAUGGCUUCACACCGCUUUUAAUUGCUGUAAAAAACGACAAAAGGAAAAUGGUGGCAUUUUUAGUGGAAGAAGGAGCAAAUGUCAAUGCAGUUGACAACGCUAAAAGGUCUGCUCUCCACUUGGCCUGUGCCAAAGGCCAUGUAUAUAUUGUGCAUAUCCUGAUGUAUUUGGAAUGUGAGCUCAACCUCCGUGAUGAAGAAAACAGGACAGCUCUAAUGAAGGCUGCACAAUUCCAACAUGUAGAAUGUGCAACUAUUGUGCUGGGACAGGGUGCUGAUCCAAAUAUUAAGGACGACGAGGGCAACACCGCUCUCCAUUAUUCGGUGUUCGAGGAGAACAUCUCAAUAGCCAAGCAGCUGCUUUUACACAAAGCAGACAUAGAGGUCAAAAACAAGGAUGGCCUCACACCAGUUUUAAUUGCUCUAAAAGCAAACAAAGAGCAAAUGGUGAAUUUUUUAGUAGGAAAAGGAGCAAGUCUACCUGCAGGGGAUAAGGUUAAAAGCAAUGACCAACUAAUUUCUGAACAUGAAGAAGAAAUGAAACCUGAAAAUUCUUCAGAGAAUCAUGAUCUAGUGGCUGAGAAGUCUGAAGAAGACUCCAUAAGCAGUCUUUCUGAUAAAGCUGAUAUUGAUAAUUCAUGGCCUUCAUCAAUUGAAGACUUAGGUCCUCCUACCAAGACUGUCCCGGAGCUAAACUUAAGAGAGCUAAUGGCUGCUUUUCUGCAAGCCAGGGGAGCAGACUAUGGCAUUUUGAGCAAAGAAUGUAGACUUAUAUUUGCUGACAAUUUUGCAAGUGAAGAUAAGACUGAAACUCUUUUGAAACCAUCAGUCAAUGUCUCUGACUAUUCUCCUCUUGCUUUUGUAUCACCUGAAACUCCUCAAACAUCUUUAGCAAUGCGUGAUGUUACAAAGGAAGGAGCAAUGAAGCCGGCAAUUGGAAAAAAGGACAAUGGUAUUGAUAUUAUUGAAAGUGCUUCACAAGAGCAAGCAGUUAAUGACAAUUUGACUUCUGCUGAUAGAGCACACAAAAAUAAUACGAGUGAUAGGAUGUCAGCUUUAGGAGAAGAAGAUAGUUCACCUUGGGAUUCUGAGAGUAUUUCUGUAAGACUUCCAAAGAAAUCUGUUGAUUGUUUACCUGGAGCUGCAGAUCAACAAGGGCAAAGUAUAUUCAAUGAACAAGUAGAAGAUUCUCCUGGAAAAGAUCUUCACUGGGAGUCGACCACUAAAGUGAAAGAUUCUGUUCCUAAUGAAGGAGUAGCAACGAGUGAUAAGCAAACAUCCAUAUCAGAUUUGUCAUCAGAACCAGACUUAGAAGUGGCAUCAGAGCAAGAGCAAGAGCAAGAAAGGCCUGAUGAAAGUGAAAAUAACCACCCCCAGGAUAAAGUUAUUUCACAAACAUGUAUGCUGGCUGAAAAGACAUCUGAAAGCCAAACCAAGCAAAUUAACGUUCCACUUGUGCAACUGCAAGAUAUGGCUCGAGAACCAGAAAUGCAUAUGGAAUGUGAUAGACAGGAUGGUAGAUCUGUACAUUCAGAACAUCUUCGUGCACACAAGAAGUAUGAGGAGAUAUGGAUGAAACAAGGCAAAUUAGAUUGGAAAAAUAAUGUAAAGCUCAUGAGCAGAGAGUUAACUCAGGAGAUUGGUAAAACUUGUGAAAAGUACCAAAUUAUUACUCAUCCUAAGGUAGAGCCACUACAUGGUAAUUCUAAAGAAGCAGACUUAAAGGAAAUACCUCCAAAAUUGACAAAAGUUACACUUGAUUAUGAGGAAAAAGAUGAAUUUGGAGUGUCUGUCUCUGUAGUACCUCAGGCCUUUCCUGAACGAAAAGAGCCUAGUCUCGAAAAUGCUGUUCUCUCUCAUUCAUACUCUGGGUCUCCAGACUAUGCUUGCCAGUCAUCUUCUAAGCUUUCUUUCCAUGAAAAUGAUAACCAACCAGGUGAGCAUGUUUUUAACAAAAAUGAGAGUCUUGAUAACGAUACAGAAGAUAAAAAAGUAAGGAACCCACUUGUUACAUUUGAAGUGAAAGAAGACCAAGAGUUUGACCUGCAGAUGGCCAAAAGUUUGAACCAAAAUACCACUAAUAGUAAAUUAGACACUGGAUAUAUCCCUCCAUAUAGUGACCCAGAAAGCCUUUUUGAUUUGCAGCUUGCCCACUCCAAUGUGGUGAAACAAAUGAUUCAGAAGAAAAGGCAUGAUACUUCUGCUAUUACAAACACUUACAAGAAAACAAAACCAAUACGAGACUCUUUCCAGAAGCCAUUAUAUGCAGAUAAUGACAGUACUAAUAACUAUAAAAGUACGGAACCUGCAUUAGAAGUUGUGAGUUCUUCACCACGUCCUUUCAGAACAUCAGAAGUACAUCAAAAAGAAGAAUUACAGCAAGAUAAGCAAGAUCUGCAAAGGUUUAGGAAUGAGAAAGGCAUGUUACAAGUAGAACUCCUGGCUUCGGAAAAAGAGAAAGUUGAACUUCAAAAAGAGAGUGGAAAAGAAAGGAAGAAGCACAAGAGUAGUAAAAUGGAAGGAGCAGAAAAGAUAUAUGCUGCUGCUGCUGCUCCUGCUCCUGCUGCUGCUCCUGCUGCUGCUCCUGCUGCUGCUGCUUCUCCUCCUGUUGCUCCUGCUGCUCCUCCUGCUGCUCCUCCUGCUGCUGCUCCUAAAUGGAAUAAUACUAUAGAUUCAAUUGCUAUCACAUUACUUAGAAAACUUACUUUUACCACAUAUUGUAAAACACAUGUUGGGAAGGGACAUUUCCUGGACUUGAGUUCUGGGUGGUCUGCUCCUGCCAGCUGUAUGGGCUUGGGGAAGUUCCUUAGAAUUUCUGUGCCUCAUUUGCUUCCUGUGCAAGAUACGCAGUAUAAUUGCCUACUUUAUAUGGUUUGUGUAAGGCCUAAAAACCCUUUAGGAUCCCUGAUAAAGGUCAAAAAGCAAGUGAAUUCUGUGGAACACCUUGAUGACUUAACUCAGUCAUCUGAAGCAGCUUCAGAGCAUUGCAAGUUGCAAUACUCCGAUUAUAAGAGUUCCCUGUUGCCCAUUGGACAACUUGGCAUGGAUUGUAAAGAUUCUGUUAGUGUAUUGACAACCCAGGAUGCAAUUUUUAAAUACAAAAGAUUAAUAGAAUUAAAAACUAAGGACUGUGAACAACUUACAAGAAAAAUUUUAAAAAUGGAAUAUAAGGUCAAUGUACUACAAGAGGAACUAUCAGAAGCAAAAGAAAUGAAAUCUCAGGUAGAGCGUCAAAAAGUGGAAUUGGAACGAGAACUCUACAGUUUAAGGGAGCAAUUAAGAAGUAAAGAAGAGCAACAUAGUAAAGAAGUUGAAAUGAAACAACAACUUAAUCUUAGAAGAGGAAACUUGGAAUUGAAGAGUGUAAAAAGUAAUUUGAGUCAGGUUUCUCCUCCUCAUGAAAAAGAAAAAGGUCUGUUACAUGAAAACCGCAGAUUGCAAGAUGAAAUUGCCACGCUAAGACUGGAAAUAGACACAAUAAGGAAUCAGAAGCAGGAAAAGGAAAAGAAAUAUUGUGAAGACACUGAAAUUGAAAAAGAAAAGAAUGACAGUCUUCAAAUCGUCAUAAAAUUGAAUGGGGUAACAUUAACAAAUACAGUAUUCCAAUCUAGUGGGCAGCUGAAUGUUGUGACAACUGAGAAUACCAUGCUGAACUCUAAACUGCAGAAUGAAAAGCUAAACAGAGAAAGACCGGAAGCAAAACUUCAGUCAUACCGAGCUAGACUCACUACAGCUGUACAGGAUCAUGAUCAAAGUCAGGCAUCAAAAAGAGACCUAGAACUUGCUUUCCAGAGAACAAAAGAUGAGUGGUGUCAUUUACAGGGCAAAAUGAACUUUGAGAUGUCUAACCUAAAAGAUAACAAUGAGGUGCUUUCUCAGCAAUUUUCUGAAGCCAAAAGUAAAUUCAAUACCCUAGAAAUUGAGCUCCAGUAUAAAAGAGAUGCUCUCAGAGAAAAGACUUUGGCUUUAGAACAUGUACAAAGAAACCUAAAACAAACACAGGACCAGAAGAUGGAAAUUGAGCAGAAAUCUCAAAAUGAACAAGAUAAAGUGAAUAAAUACAUGGGAAAGCAUGAAUCCUUAGAAGAGAGAUUAUCUCAACCACAAAGUGAAAAUACGUUGCUCCGAGAGCAACUAGAUGAUGGCUACAGCAGAGUGGAGUGUAAAGAAAAGACUAGAAUUGAUCUCGAAGACCAGGUUCAUGUUACUGUAAGAAAUCUUCAAGCUGAACUUGAAAACCAAGGUCUUAUCCAGCAAGGAGAUACGGAGUUCAUCGAUGAGUGGGAACAUUUAAUAGAAAGAAGAUAUACGUAUAAAAAAGAGAAAGAGGGAAGAGAAGUCGUUAUGAGAGAACAACAAGAACUUUCCAAUACCCUAAAAGAGCAAUCAAUGUCACAGGCUUCAUUGGAGUUACCACAUUAUUAUACUAAGUUAGAAGAUGAGAUACAGGAUUUAAAGAAAACAGGCAAUCAAAUCAAAAGUCAGGUACAAGAAGUAGAGGAUCAACAUGCAAAGAUUUUAAGAUGUACUGAGAAGUCGGGAGAUCACCAGAAAAAGAUUGAAGUUGAAAAUGCCACGUUAAAAGUUACAAUCAAGGAGCAAGCAGGCCAAAUUGAACAGCUUCAGAAAGACCCGUUACGUUCAAGUUCGUGUGGUGAUGAAAAGGAAAACCUAAAGAAAUGUAUGGAGUUGAAACAGUCUUUGCCGUUCAGGUUGGAUCAAGAAGCGAAGAAAAAUGAGGAAUUAGAAAAAGAGAAUACUGGACUUAAGAACAUGAUGAGGAGGUUAAGUAAAUAUGAAAAUGGAGAGCCUCCUUUCUGUGGAGAUAUAAAAACCAGUCAAACGGACAUGGAUACUCAGAUUAAUAUGCUAAAACAGAAGAUUGGUGAUCUUAGAGCAAGACUGGAAACUGAAUCUUCAAGAUGUCUACAGCUGGAUGCAAAAAAUCAAGUUCUUCAACAGGAGCUAUUAUCUGUGAAAGCAACAGAGAAGAAAUGUGAAAAACUAGAACAGAUGAACAAGAAGUUGGAACAAAGAGUAAUAAACCUCAGAAGUGUUGCAGAAGUCAAUGUGGUAGAACGCAGUCAAGUAGAAAAGUAUAAACGGGAGAUUAAACAGGAGGUUGACCAGCGAGUAAGACUAAUUUUAGAAAAAAGAUUAAAAGAAGUCAAUCGAUUUUUACAGACACAAGCAGCAUAUCAAGAAAAGUUAGAACAGUUUAGAGAAAGUCAUCAUGCUUCAAUAAAAAGUCAAAUGGCACUCAGAAUUGAAGAGCUGGAAUCUGAACUUCGAUCCAAAGUAACAAAUUCUCAGGAACUUGAAACUGAAUUGGAAAAGUACAGGAAACUCUACUUACAAGAAUCAAAAAUGCGAAUGUCAUUGACAGAAGAACUAAGCAAAUGCAGGAGUUGGAAGAAAAUAUAACUAGAGAACUAAAAGAAGCUGCUCGUGAAUUAGAAUCAGGAUUCUGUAGAUCCUCUCCUUUAGGACCUACUGAUGAAUCAAAUGUAAAUCAAGAUCUAGUACUGCAAGCAUGACGAGAAUAUGUAGAGAUUUUGAAUAAAAAGUAUAUGAUAUGAAAGAUACAUAGUAAAAGUUUAUCACCUAGAUGUUUAAUAAAACAUUUUAAUUGUUUCCCAGUAAAUGUCUGUUGCACAAAAAAUCUUUAUUAAAGGAAAUUUUGCUAUA
This is a messenger RNA of Canis lupus familiaris (dog), 6322 nucleotides long. RefSeq names its product ankyrin repeat domain-containing protein 26-like. The transcript is spliced from 35 exons. NCBI's taxonomy places the organism in Eukaryota, Metazoa, Chordata, Mammalia, Carnivora, Canidae. Bases 137 to 6058 code for a protein of 1973 amino acids. Gene Ontology annotation, molecular function: protein binding. The record is from RefSeq and is a predicted model, not a curated record.